Molecule: messenger RNA, 1505 nt
Organism: Phodopus roborovskii (desert hamster)
Lineage: Eukaryota; Metazoa; Chordata; Mammalia; Rodentia; Cricetidae
Gene: Cyren
Product: cell cycle regulator of NHEJ
Exons: 3
Coding region: 242-709 (155 amino acids)
Biological process (GO): negative regulation of double-strand break repair via nonhomologous end joining; double-strand break repair via nonhomologous end joining
Cellular component (GO): nucleus; cytoplasm
Source: RefSeq, a predicted model, not a curated record
UGCUGCUGCUGCUCCGUUUGACACACUACAAAUGGCCUGGUCUUCUGGGCUCUGCUCACCUCUAGCAUGCCCCGCACCAACCAGUAACGGUUGCUGGUAACUGAAAGAGUAUACUGACUGGGUUCCCUCUUGUAGGAACCAAAGAUUGGCGCCCACUGGGGACAAAUAGGCCCGGUGUGACGAGAGAAUGUGAAUUUUUUUUUAGUGCUGCACCAGAGAAGCAACUCACCGAGUGUGGAAAAUGAUAGUCAUGGAAACCCUCAACUCCGAGAACAAAAAGAGGGUUCUUCCCUCCUGGAUGACAGCCCCUGUGGAUGAGCGGAGGGAGUCGUCGAUGAAGUCGCCCAGAAGGAAGACGACAGCGGCUGUGCAAGCUGGGGUGGCAACAAGGGCCCCUGUCAUGAGGACUGUGUACUGUAUGAACGAAGCUGAAAUGGUAGAGGUGGCUCUGGAGGUCCUGAUUGAGGGCCGAAAACAGGAAGCGCCGACUCUGGUGGCCACCGAUAAGCUGCGGCUCUCCCCUCCCUACUCUGCGUCUCCCAGUCCCCCUGGGAGCAGCAGUGGGGAAGAGGGCAGUGGGAACUGCUCACCUGCUCUAGGCCUCAGCCCUUCCCAGGGGCCAGAAGCCACCGACUCUCCCUGUAGCAGAAGCCCUAAGGAGGAGGAGGAAGAUGCGCUAAAGUACGUCAGGGAGAUAUUUUUCAGUUGAUGUGAGCCGUUCCCUGCACUUUCUUCUGAGAGCAGUAGACGACGACGCCUGCCCCUGCUACCCUCAAACGCCAGGCUUUGCUCCCAACUUCCAGUCCCAGAGGCUUUCAGACUGCAUCCAUUGGGAUGUCGCCCUGCGCUGUCCUCCAGCUCAGAGGGUCUGGCUGUGCUUUAUUCAAGUAGCAGCAAAAAUGAGGUCGUGGGCCCACCCACUUGCUGGAAGCAAAGAAAAUGUAGCAGCUGAGCUAACCCUGGGGUCCCAGAGAGACAGCCAGAUGUCACACUCAGGUGGAGGCCUAAGAACAGUCCCCGUCCUGACAGUUCAGCAGUCGGCUUCUCCACCCCCACCCUCACCCCCCAACCGAAAAGGCUGCUGCGGCCCAGAGUUCCCUGCCAGCCUUGCAGCGGGCACUCUCACAGGCUGGCGGGCCAUGUGGGUUCUCCCCACUCCCCGUUGCCGCCUCUCUUCCACCUGCCCCCCCCCCCGCCUUGGUCUCUGUACCGCUGGGACGGAGAAGGGGAUGGGAGACGCUGAGGACAAAAGAUCACACCCGAGUCCAUGUCUCUGUGUGUUCACGGUGGCCUUUGAUGAGCACAGGACGAAGAACUCGCUGCCAUGUGGGGGUUGUGCUAUACAGGCAUUGAGAAACAUACGAUGAUGCCCCCAGCGCCUCCCGGUUGUGGGUAAGGUGAGGGGAUGCGGGCUGUGUUUGUGUGCAGGCGACUCUCCAGUCCUGUUCACCAGGCUUUGUCACGCCUUGCAUCUGCAAUCCUGGCUCACAAGAGUGGUUUUGACA